AUGGAUUUUCCAGAUAUGAAAAAGAACACUAAACCCUUGAAUAAUAACAACAAAGAAAAUCCCGAAUUUGCUGAUAAUUAUUACAAGCGAAGUUACAUAAAAGGGAGAAAAAAUGAAGAAAUUAAAAUAGGCUCAAACCUGUCUACGAACAAUGACGUUUUACAGCUACCCAGCGUGCUACACAACCAAAUUAGGAUAAUACGGACAAAUGAGAGCUGCUUUAAGGAUUACGUCGUUUUGAACAAUUUGGGAAAGGGAACGUACGCACAGGUAUGGAAGGUGAAGCAUAAAAUUACGAACGAAAUAUUUGCAGCCAAGUUGUUACAACCAAAUCAAUUUCCGAAGGAAUCAUUUAAUCGUAUUGUUGAAAUGUUUACUAAAGAAAUAAUUAACCUGUCCAUAUGUCAAUGUCCUGGGGUAAUAAAGUUACACAAAGUUAUAGGAGGAAAAGAAGGCUGGAUAUUGAUACAAGAUUAUGCAAAUGAUGGGACCCUGUGGAAGGAGAAUUUAUCGAGCAAUAUGUCUGAAGCCUUCCUCUACUUCAUUCAACUGUUGCAGGGAAUGUGGUACAUUCAAGACAUGAAUAUUGUUCACAGAGAUUUAAAGCCAACAAAUAUUUUAAGAUAUGACAAUAGAAGAAUCGUCAUAGCGGAUUUUGGAUGGUCCGAACAUAUCGACUCCUGCAAUUUGCACCCGACAGAAUGGCCAGGGACGUUAGAAAUUAACCCCCCAGAGGUAUUAAGGAAUACGGGACCCAUGACGGAAAAAAUUGACAACUACGCCCUUGGGAUGAAUAUGAUUUUAUUCAUUUCUGGAAGAUUCGUGUGUAGGCAAAAAGGAAUCGAAUGUUCGAAAGUGGCCCAAACUAUUCUGAAAACGGUGCAUAAUUUGAGACACUCCAAACCCCCUAGCAGAUUCAGAGAGAAUCUUAAAGCGUGGGAUUUAUUCGUGAAGUUGACUUCAUCAAACCCCAGUGAAAGAUUAAGCUUGCAGAAUGUUCUGGACCACCCCUGGGUGACAGAGAUGUUAAACAAUUUUAGCCUUCAGAAUUCCAAAUUUUUGUGGCAUGAGAAGGUUAAGAGCAGGUGGAUUUACCUGCUCUCCAAUAAUUGGAACUUUUUCAAAAAUAUUUCCUCCAUCUCGCCGAAUGGCGCGAAUACAGCUAAUGCACCCACUGCAACGCAUGCGGUCUACUCAACCAAUGCGGCAAAUUCUGUCAACGCAGUCAACACGGCGAACGCCAUUUCCCUCAAUGCGAAUGGCAAAAUGAAGCAAAACGGAGAAAUAGACAAGGAAGACGCUUCUACUUCGAGAGGAAACAACAAGGCAACCGUCGUGAUGGACGGGGACACCCCGAAGGACAAAACUAGUAACAAUAAAUAUUCGCACGCUUGUCUGAAAAAUGACUACGAAAUUCUGUACUAUAUGAUGAAGAAUAAUUUUAAAAAUAGAAUAAAUUGUUGCUCCGUGAAGAAAAGCGACCCCUGUACCUGCAGGAGCAACGAUAGCAAAACCAAGCAAAGUAGAGAUGCCAGAAGUGCAGUGAAAGCGGACCAUAGGACAGCGAACACUAGCUACAACAAUGAUAGACUCCAGAACGGGGGGGUCAUCAACGCUGCUUCUGCCACAUCUCUUCACAAUAACAACCACGGUCCACAUGGGAAUGCGGACGCCCUGCAUGUAUCCCCAGUUGCGUACGUGGAAAACGCUAAGAAGGAUAAUUUUCUGCUCAUCAAUGAUGACAUGGAAAAUCCGAACAACGACAAUUUUGCGAAGAAGAAAAAGGAGGAGCAUAUCACAACAAAGGAGAAUGAAGCUAUCGUUAUAGACGACGAGGAGGACGAUGAAGAUGACGAAGCAGAUGAAGGAGGUGAUGUGGGGGGUACCGGUGCAGUACACAAGAAUUACAUGCGAAAGAAUAAGAAAGGAGGAGAUCGUGCCAGCGUCAGGAAAGAAUCGAAAAAUGGGAAAAUUAGCCAGAUCAGUCAUGCUAGCCAAAAUGUUAAAAAGAAAGGCACCUGUCACGAAGCCUGUAGCGGAGACGAAGGUAAUCAGUUUCUGGAGGAACAGGUACGAGACAUCGAGCAGGGGAUUACCGACGGGGAAGAAGAUGAAGUGGAAGGAGAAACACAAAUUGAGAGCGACGAGGAGGAAGACAACGAUGAUGAGGAAGAAAGUGAAGAUGACUAUUCGGUUAACGACGACGAAGAAGAAAGUGAGUAUGAAGAGGAGGAGGAGGAGGAGGAAGAAGAAGAAGAAGAUGAAGAGGAGGAAGACCACGCUCAAAACCACCGCAGUAUGGAUCAACACAGUCGAAACGAUAACCGCACACUGGACACCAGAAACAACCAAGUUAUCCAAAUGAGAAGCGGGAAAAAUAAUAACCAAUUGAAGAAUGUACGGGAAAGUUGCUAUAGCAGGAGCGAGAUGUACGAUGAUUUUUUAAACUACAAGGGGAAAAAUAAUACACAUAAGUAUGAGAAACCGGUAGAGGUGAUCCACAAUGGAAACGGGAAAAUUGGUAAGAAGGGAAUGACCCCAAACGGGCAUCCCCUUUUUCAGGAAAAAAAUCGUAAUGUUAUCGUUAACACAUCGGACGAGAAGGAUGAGGCGAAUUUCUCAAACUGCAGAAACGAGUUGUCUAGCAAAGCGUCGAAAUGGUUUUGUGAAAAAAAGGAUCAACAAAUGCAAACGGAGCAGACAGUUAAUUAUACAAAAAAGAAGACGAUGACCCAUGGGAGAAAUUUUCAAGAUGCACUUCUCACCUUCGGUGAGUCCAAAAAUAUGAGAUUAUCGAAUGAUCAAACGGUGGAUCAAUUGACUGAAAAGAUAUGCAGGAGGGGUAACACGGGUAAUGUGGGAACCUCGCACAAAGGGGAUGAAUCCAAUGGGGUCAACGCGGAGGAGAGUACGGAUGGGGAAGAGAGGUCAUGCAAAUAUGAAGGAGGUGGAGAAAGGGGAGUGCUAGACCUGGAAGACCCCCCACCCCGCGGGAAAAAGUGGAUGCAGGGGGAGGACUCACCGCGAGGUGUACAAGGAGACGAAUACAAUGAUUUGGAUUAUCAAACGAAUGUGGAAGGUGAGAAAGAUGAUAACGAAGUCGACGACGAUGACGAUGAUGAUGAUUGUGACGAAGCCAAUGAGGAGGAGAAUUACAUAAAAAUUUACGCUAACAAUUUCAACAUCAACAAAUCAGGGAGGAAUAGAAAGUGCGCCAAGGAGAAGGAGGAGUCCUUUUCGAACAAAGUUAACUCAAUCUUGGAGAAUUCGAAGGAACUGAAAAAAAAAUUAAAAAAGAAUUUAUCUAGUUUGUAUGAAAUGGGUUUGAACGAGGGAGAGGGAGGAAGGGGCCAAAUCGUGGGCUCGUAUGAACAGAAGCAUUACCUAUUGGAUCUCCCCAAUGGAGGAAGUAUCAGCACCUGUCAUGGAAUUCGCACUGACAGCCGAAAUGGAAGUCGCGUCCAAGUUAGCCUCAGUCAGGAAAAGGUCGCAAGGGGGAGGGACCAAGUAUGUAGCAACGUGGGCACCAAAAAGGGAGAAGUCUGUUCUACUCAUUUCGUCGCGCACCAAAAAAGGAUCACCUCCUUCUCAGCAAAUGGUGAAGCGAUCAAAGUGGACAUGGACAAAUUGGGAAAGCAUCUCCAUGAUGAGAACACCUUAUCGAAAAAGAAAAAAAUGGGCGAUAAUUCUUUCUUAGUAGCGGAAGGAAAAACGAAUGAAAGGGUGCAUUAUAACUGUGAGGAGGAUCGAACAAAAGGGGAAGGUCAUACCGUUGUAGAUAGAACAAAUGGGUAUCACAUGGAGAGCUUAAAUAAUAAAGAGGAACCAUUUCAUUGCCCUUCCACAUUGAGGGGUUAUUUCAACAAAGCUACUGUAUCCACUUCUUCAGACAUUUGUGGGAAGAUGGACAAGUCGGGAGACCUUUCCCGGAAUAUCAUAGACAGUUGCAUCAGAUAUAUGGAAGACUCCAGAGUAAAAAAUAGCCAUCCCGAUCGUUUUGUUUGUUAUGCGGAGGGGGAGAGUAUAGUAGACCACGACAGGAGGAGUCAUCCCUUGCGAGGUAGCAGAUGCAUUGACAUGGAAAAAGAGAAGAGUAAGUUACACAUAAAAGAGAGUGAACAACUGAACCCCCUAAAUUGGGAAACCUUUUCAAAUAACGAUAAAAUUAAACAAUGCGUGAAUGAUCAUACGAAUAUUAGUAGCAAGGAUAAUGCUGAUAAGGGGUAUCACAUUGGCAAUAAGAAGGACACAGUCGUCGAAGAAAUGGCAAGGAUGGUGUCCAAAAGUAACCUCUCCAAUUAUAACAUUAAUAAUUGUGCUAAUAUCAAGGGAAAAAAUUACGAGUAUGAAAGUGGCCUAUCCUCUAUCAUGAACAAAAAAAAAUUGCACCGAGAAAAUGACAUGAAGAAUGAUGUAGAGGCACCAAGGAGUCGUUAUGUGGAGCAAAUAAAAUCUACUGGUGAAGAUGGGAAAAACAACAAUCAGAUGAUCAUCGACACUAUAAUUCCAGACGACACGAGACAGAGUGCAAACUCCAAAUUGUGUAAUGACAGAGUGAAUAAGGAUGGAAAGAAUUUCCCUUCGAAUAUUGACUCCUCCACUCAUAUGGCAGAGGAACCAAAUAACAGCAACGACGCCAACGAUAUUAUUAUUAAUAAUUUUAUGAAGAAUACGAAGGGUGGUAGGAAUUAUGAUGGAAGGAAAAAUACAACCCAUGUCCAUCUGACGAAGAUGCCUGUGGGCCAGUUGUAUGGAACAGGCAAUUACGAUACACCAGGUGUAAACACAAAGCAUAACUACGUUUCCAUGAAAAAAGGCUACGAUAAGAACGAGCAGUACUACCCCACGAAUAUGUUGGGAAAGUUAAGCGAACGGAAGGAUGACGAUGACCCACAAGGUGGCAGUUUCCCCUGCGUGGCGAAUUACGAAACGAGUUACGAGGAGAAUGACUGUAAUAGCAGAAGCAGGAGUGUGGAGAAGAGUGAUCAUUCUGGUUUUAUGAAAAUGUUGAAAGCGUUGGGCCGGGAGGAGCACUGCGGCCAUUGGAUGAGCAGCGCGGGGAGCGCCAACGGGGAAGUCAACGGGACUGCCGACGCGACUGCCAACGGGACUACCAACGGUACUGCCAAUGGGAACCGAAGUGACCAUCGCAGUCGGAACCCACUUGUAGCAGGCAAGGAGCGGUACGAGGACCUACUCCUGGGGGACCUCCCUCAGGAGGGGAAAGACAAAAGUUCAAUGAACCUGCAAAUGGAAGGUAAGGGAACAAACCAGGGUACUCUUUCGCAUUGCGCCACGGGGCGGAAUAAAACGUUCGACGAAGUGCGUCGUACCCAGGCGGUCAGCACUCAUGCCUACUUGGAGGGAGGCGGAAAGGAUGGCGAAAGCCCAAGCGAUGAUCAAGUCAACCACCCAACUGACCACCCAAGUGAUAACCGAAGUGCAGGUGUGCCUAACCACAAGACGAACGCGUUUCCCCACCCAAGCAGCUACACCAAGGCUACCAUACGUUUGGACGAAACCAUUCGCGAUAACUUUAACAAAACUUCCAGCUCCUCUACAUACGAUUACAGCGACUUCGAUUUUCAUUGCUCAUCCAACAAGGACAACAUUGUGGAUUCAUUCAACACCGAAUAUAAGGUAACCACCACCAGGGAGAAAGUUGUUAAGCAAAGACCGAAGAAGGAAGAGGAGGAGAAGCAGGAAAGGCUCUGCUAUUACCAAAGUGACGCCAGGUUCCAGGUCCACAAUUAA
Plasmodium knowlesi strain H is the source of this 5754-nucleotide messenger RNA. Its product is annotated as serine/threonine protein kinase, putative. Bases 1 to 5754 code for a protein of 1917 amino acids. The record is from RefSeq and is a predicted model, not a curated record. Gene Ontology annotation, cellular component: cytoplasm. NCBI's taxonomy places the organism in Eukaryota, Apicomplexa, Aconoidasida, Haemosporida, Plasmodiidae. Gene Ontology annotation, biological process: protein phosphorylation. Gene Ontology annotation, molecular function: protein serine/threonine kinase activity; ATP binding. The transcript has a single exon.